Phytophthora nicotianae INRA-310 is the source of this 1462-nucleotide messenger RNA. RefSeq lists its product as hypothetical. Bases 7 to 972 code for a protein of 321 amino acids. The transcript has 2 exons. Gene Ontology annotation, molecular function: protein binding. The record is from RefSeq and is a predicted model, not a curated record. NCBI's taxonomy places the organism in Eukaryota, Oomycota, Peronosporomycetes, Peronosporales, Peronosporaceae.
CUUUUCAUGACGACGGUCGAGCUAGAAGAUGGCGGGCUGUCGGCUACGCAGCAGCAGCUCGAGGAGCUCGAGUGCAUGCGUAGCAUGUUUCCAUUUGACGGCGAGCUAAAGAUCGACGAAGCUACUAAAGUAUCACUCGAGGAUUUCGUCAGUGGAGGCAGCGGAGCUGACAAGUCACCACGGCCUGAACGCCAAAUCCGCUACACGCUUUACUACAAGGAUCUCGCUUAUGGCCGUGAAGUGCCAUCAUUGACCCUCAUGUGCCCUCGACGUUAUCCCGAUGCCGAACCAAUGCUGUUCGAGGUGAACUGCCCUCAGUUGUCACGAGUGGAGAUGGGACGAUUAAACACUGAGCUAGCAGAGCUGACUGCUACUGCUUGCGCUGGCCAAGAAGUGGUGGGGCUGCAGCUAUACCAGCAAAUGCACGAGUUCCUAACGCAAGUGCAGGCUAUCUCCACAGUCGACGAACAGCAAAGUAAAGCAGUCACUGUUGGUCCUUCUGAAGAAACCUCAACGCCUCCGACAUUAGGUCGGCGAGCUAUCUACUUUCACCACAUUAUCGCAUCCAACAAGCGGCGAGUUGUGAAGGAAUGGGCGACAGAACUGCGACUUGGAGGCUUCAGCAAGAUUGGAUGGCCAGGUGUUGUGAUCGUCGAAGGAGCCGAGCCCAACGUUCAGGAAUAUGUGCGGCGGCUGCAGCAUUUACGGUGGAAGCAGAUCACAGUGCGUGGGGAGCAGACGGAGGAGCUACAAGAGGGUUGCUCAGGAGAUAUUGACUCAUUGAGGAGACUGUCACGCAGUUUUCACGAAUUCCCCGAGAAUGGCAUGUCAGACUUGGCGACAGCAUGUCGAGAUGCCGGGUUGGAGGAACUUUUCCUCACAACUAUGAAAAUCUACGGCAGGUCAGAAGACAAAGAGGAUAAUAUCGACAAGAAGAAUGGCAAAUACUCUGGCGACAAGCCUGAAAAAUGAAAAUCGAGGGCUCUAUGAGGGAUCAAACUUACACUCGCUGCUUCUUGGUCUUCCCAGUCCAAGCAGCAUUGCCACGCUUCCGUGGCUGCUUGGCCUUCACUUCUUCUUCCUGCUCGGCUUCGCUGUCACUGUCCGUCUUUUCAACAACCGAGUCACUCUCACCGACCGGCAGCAAACUCUUCAUAGUCACGAUACUAAAGUCCACGAGGUAAGAUUUCUGCAGCAUACGAUCAAUGCGCUGGAAGUGACGCUCACUGUAAGCAAUCAAGGCUUCCACUGUCUUGGCAGCACCUUCCAACGAUUUCAGGCGGCUCGGAGGCAGUUCACGCAAAAUUGUGCUCACCAGAACUUGGCAGACGCUCGUGUUACGAGCGUUUGUGUUCCAGUCUCGCAGCCACUCCAUAAGUGUCGUGAGUUGUUCGUCUUCCAGACUCUGUACCACCGGCGCAAAAAUGUCCUCGGGUGAGAAGUUGUCGGGAUCAAUAGGCUU